Messenger RNA from Nanorana parkeri, 1894 nucleotides. Its product is annotated as mothers against decapentaplegic homolog 4-like. The record is from RefSeq and is a predicted model, not a curated record. Gene Ontology annotation, cellular component: heteromeric SMAD protein complex. Bases 115 to 1812 code for a protein of 565 amino acids. Lineage: Eukaryota; Metazoa; Chordata; Amphibia; Anura; Dicroglossidae. The transcript is spliced from 11 exons. Gene Ontology annotation, molecular function: I-SMAD binding; RNA polymerase II cis-regulatory region sequence-specific DNA binding; DNA-binding transcription factor activity, RNA polymerase II-specific. Gene Ontology annotation, biological process: transforming growth factor beta receptor signaling pathway; BMP signaling pathway; SMAD protein signal transduction.
CAGAAAAAUCAUCUCCUUGGCUGUGAUUGUGUCUCUUCCCGGGCUGCCUGGCGAUGGUGGCUGCGCUGCUGUGUGGGCGCAAUCCUGGCGCGACGCGCGGCUGUCUGUGUGUGAAUGUCUCAGCGCUCUGCCCGUCUCCUAACUGGUGUGCGUUUGUUGCAGGCUAUCCCCGCCAUGUCACUGACCCCCCCGAACAGUAACGAUGCCUGCCUGAGCAUUGUUCACAGUCUGAUGUGCCAUCGGCAGGGGGGGGAAAAUGAGGGCUUCGCCAAGCGAGCCAUCGAGAGUCUGGUGAAGAAGCUGAAGGAGAAGAAGGACGAGCUGGACUCGCUCAUCACUGCCAUCACCACCAACGGCGUUCACCCCAGCAAAUGCGUUGCCGGUAGAAAGGGUUUCCCUCACGUAAUUUAUGCCCGCUUGUGGCGUUGGCCAGACUUGCACAAGAAUGAACUAAAACACGUCAAGUUUUGCCAGUACGCCUUUGACCUGAAGUAUGACAGCGUGUGUGUGAAUCCAUACCACUAUGAGCGGGUGGUUUCUCCUGGCAUUGGUCUGAGUAUCCCGAGUGCAGCCACACCGUGUCGGUCUGUAAAAGAGGAGUUUUCCCAUGACUGUGACAUGGAUGUUCCUUCGUGCCUCUCGACACCUCAAGAGCUCCAGCCGCCUAUCAAACGCCCUUCCUUACCUCAAAUGGCACCUUCGGAUGGCUACAGACCAUCUCUACCGCCUCUAACGCUCCCCAAAAGCCCUCAGACGAAUGUUGGCAUGUACGCCAACAUGCCCAUGUCACCAUCUGUACCUCCUGGUUGCCCUCUGCCUCCUCUCACACACGGUGAAGGCCUGAUGACGAUAGCUCCUCCCCAGCAAAUGGUGUCCACCUCUCCUCCUUCCACCCCGACUCAGAACCCCCAGAGUAAUGGUUACCCGUCACCACCCAAGCAGCCCUACCACACUUCCUGGACAGGAAACAGUACGGCGUCGUAUACACCCAAUCCAACGCAACCUAACGGGAGAGGAAGCCAACAGGCACCGCUUCACCAUCCCAACCAGUACUGGCCCAUCCAUCAGAGUUCUCCCCAGUACCAGCACCCUGUUUCCAAUCACCCAGGUCCGGAGUUCUGGUGUUCCGUCGCUUACUUCGAAAUGGACGUUCAGGUCGGAGAAAUUUUUAAAGUGCCAGCGAACUGCCCCGUGGUGACGGUGGACGGAUACGUAGACCCGUCCGGAGGGGACCGAUUCUGCCUGGGGCAACUGUCCAACGUGCACCGUACUGACACCAGCGAGCGGGCCAGGCUUCACAUCGGAAAGGGCGUUCAGCUGGAGUGCCGGGGGGAGGGCGACGUCUGGAUGCGCUGUCUCAGCGACCACGCCGUUUUCGUGCAGAGUUACUACCUGGAUAGGGAGGCGGGCCGAGCCCCGGGGGACGCCGUGCACAAAAUUUACCCCGGAGCCUAUAUCAAGGUGUUCGACUUGCGGCAAUGUCACCGCCAGAUGCAGCAGCAAGCGGCAACGGCGCAGGCGGCGGCAGCAGCUCAGGCUGCGGCUGUGGCUGGGGCCAUCCCUGGUCCUGGGUCUGUGGGUGGAAUCGCACCAGCCGUCAGUCUGUCAGCAGCAGCCGGGAUUGGCGUGGAUGACCUCCGCCGUCUCUGCAUCCUGCGCCUCAGCUUCGUCAAAGGAUGGGGACCGGAUUACCCGCGGCAGAGCAUCAAGCAGACCCCGUGCUGGAUAGAAGUUCACCUGCAUCGAGCCCUGCAGCUCCUUGACGAAGUUCUCCAUACGUUGCCAAUGGCCGACCCCAAUUCGGUCAACUAGUGAAGGCCGGUAAAGCAUGGACAGUAUUGUACGAGCCUUUCAUCUCUACCCCAUGAUGUUUUUCUGGGUUCUCUGGAGUCAA